This is a messenger RNA of Arabidopsis thaliana (thale cress), 829 nucleotides long. RefSeq names its product DNA-binding storekeeper protein-related transcriptional regulator. The record is from RefSeq and is marked reviewed. Gene Ontology annotation, biological process: regulation of DNA-templated transcription; regulation of gene expression. NCBI's taxonomy places the organism in Eukaryota, Viridiplantae, Streptophyta, Magnoliopsida, Brassicales, Brassicaceae. The coding region runs from base 48 to 707 and encodes 219 amino acids. The transcript has a single exon.
UUACAAAACUGAAACGUUUUUUUAUCUUGACAACAAAAGGAAAAAAAAUGAAAAGAAUAACAAAACUUUUGGCCUCCCACUCUCUCAAAAGUUUGAUGGCCAAGAAAAACAAGCGUUCCCAACAGAAGAACAAGUGUCUCAAACCGGAGAAAGAUCCAUCGACGGUGAAGAGAUUGUUGGAAGAUCCGCCGAGGAAGAAAAGAUAUCUACAACCAUUGGAAAAUCCACCGACGGAAUCUUAUGGCGACGACGAGAAAAUGGAGACUGAGGAAGAAGGAGAAAAAUAUCUUGGUAAGAAUCUUCCGGCUUCUGCUUUUAUCAUCGUUGCUGCUGAAAGGCAUGACUCCGAUUCAUAUUCUGAAACCGAGCUGGAGAAGAAGAUUUGCGGUUCCGUUGUUGUAGCCAAGAUGAAUGAUGAUAAGAUGGUGUCAACAGAUACCAAAAAGAAGUAUUUUCAAAGAAUAUUGAGUGAUGAUGAUAAGAUCGUCUUGUUGCAAGGCAUGGUUGAUUUCCAGAAUGAUAAAGGGACGAUUUCUUAUGAUGAUAUGACUGGUUUUAUUGAUACGGUGAAGAACAUCAUUAGCUUUCAAGCGAAUAGUCGUCAAUUCACUACCAAAAUCCGUCGUUUGAAAGACAAGUUUGUACAGAAAAGGAACAAAGGUGUAGAUGAGAACUCUCUAGCAAAUGUUGAAAUAUAUGAAAUCUGAAUACUUGUGGCUAAAGACAAGAUUUUUGAUGAGGUCAACUCGAUGAUCACUGGAGCAAAUUAAACAAGUCUGAAUUUAGAAUUGUAAUGCAUCCUUUUUCAUUUUCAUCCCUUAUGACUCUG